Molecule: messenger RNA, 1260 nt
Organism: Centropristis striata (black sea bass)
Lineage: Eukaryota; Metazoa; Chordata; Actinopteri; Perciformes; Serranidae
Product: lysophosphatidic acid receptor 6-like
Exons: 1
Coding region: 24-875 (283 amino acids)
Biological process (GO): positive regulation of Rho protein signal transduction; phospholipase C-activating G protein-coupled receptor signaling pathway
Cellular component (GO): membrane
Molecular function (GO): lysophosphatidic acid receptor activity
Source: RefSeq, a predicted model, not a curated record
AUUGCUUUUCUCAUCAUACAGACAUGAACAACACCAUGGAAGCUGGACCUGAGCCCAAGCUGGGUUAUGCUCUGUUCUACGGCUCUAUUAUGGCGCUGGGUCUGCCUCUCAAUGCUGUCUCACUGUGGAUUCUGCUGAGACACCACAGCCUCAAAACCCCCAGCGCUGUCUUCAUGGUCAACCUGGCCAUCUCUGACCUGCUGCUGGUCAUCUCCUUACCCAUGAGGGUCUACUUUUACGCCACGGGCACCUGGCCUCUGGGCGAUCUGGCAUGCAACUUAAUCAGAAUGCUCUUUCGCACCAACAUCCGCUCCAGCAACUUCUUCAUCACCUUCAUCAGCGUGGACCGGCUGCUGGCUGUGGUUUAUCCUCUGAGGUCACGCCAUCUUCGGACCGCUUGCAACGCUCUGAAAGCUGUUGGGCUCGCUUGGCUGUUUGUGUUGGUGACCCACAUCCCAGUGAUUGUGAAAAGAUCAGGAUUUUUAGAGAGCAACAAUAAAUCCACCUGUUUUGAAUUUUCUCAACGGCAGCCAAAAAUAUCAGCAAUGGUCUAUGUUAAGCCGGUGAUAGUGCUCACCAUGCUGGCAGUCAACAUUGUGUGCACCACUUUGGUGUCUUGGACCCUUCACAGACAUCUCAGUGACUCAGCAAGGGUCAACAACAAGAUCAAUGUCAUGCUGAUUUUUAUCAUGAACUUGGUAAUGUUUACCAUAUGUUUCCUGCCUUUGUCUCUUAGUUUAUUGAUUAAUAGGACUGCAUCUGAACCUUUAGUAUGUCUCGCUACCGUGAACUGCUGCUUGGAUCCACUGUUGUAUUACUUUUCUCUGGAUGCCUUCUGGAAGAAGAAAGAGGAUGCAGAUCUUCCAAGAGAAUAGUAGACAAACUGUUUCAUGAAAUGACAUCAGAUUUCUAGUGAAUCCCUUUCUGAUUGUCCUGCUUUUCAGCAAAAAUAACCUGUUUGGGUCUGGAAUGCUCAUUUUGCUUUAAGUUUGAUAGUAUGUUGGCUUUUAUUAACAUGUCCAGAAAGACUCCAGUUUCCCUAUUGAGUUUAUGGUCUCAAUCAUUAGUUUUGAUUCUUUGUCAAUACAACAUGAUGUUCAUUUUGUAAAUGAUGGUCCCCUUUAAAUCAAAUAGAUGAUAAAGCAGGAUAUGCUUUUGGGUGCGGCUACUGUAUGUUUGACAUGUUGCUUCCACAGUGCACUGUGUGAUUUAAUCUUUUAACUUUGACCCUAUCAAAGUGUGUUUUCACCUUCAAUAAAG